Molecule: messenger RNA, 773 nt
Organism: Ornithorhynchus anatinus (platypus)
Lineage: Eukaryota; Metazoa; Chordata; Mammalia; Monotremata; Ornithorhynchidae
Gene: BAALC
Product: BAALC binder of MAP3K1 and KLF4
Exons: 3
Coding region: 20-499 (159 amino acids)
Cellular component (GO): cytoplasm
Source: RefSeq, a predicted model, not a curated record
AGGGAGGAGGAGGCGGAGGAUGGGCUGCGGGGGCAGCCGGGCCGAUGCCAUCGAGCCGCGCUACUACGAGAGCUGGACCCGGGAGACCGAGUCCACCUGGCUGACCAACACCGACACCGACCCGCAGCCUCCAGCCGGCCCCGGACCGGACCCCGCACCCGCUUCCGGCCCCGGCCCCGAACCCGCCGGCCUGCCCCUCCGCCGACACCCGGACCCCGGCAUUUUGGAAGAUGGACUAUCAAGUCAGACCUGUGUCACCCUGCCCUCAGCUGCAAGUGGAAUAAUGAACACCGAGAAGAAAACUAGCUGUGGCACUCAAUGUACCAAACCCCCGGUCCAUGGCUCAGGAACUCAGACACAGAAACAGAAUGGCUUUAGAAGUGCGGAGGUUAAAAGGGAUUCCAAGAGGGUACCUUCAAAAGAAGUCACCAAUAACGUUCCAAAAAGCAUCAGACCAAUGGACAGUGAUAGAAGAAUCACGAAGAACUGUGUUAAUUGACUACGUUUUUCCCCCAGAAGCACCAGUGGACUUCUCUAUGCUUUGGUGCACUUUAACUGAGUUUGCUCAAGUAAGGAGCCUGAAGAUCUGUGAAUGCUCAUUGCUGAAUUGUGAGAUGCUGCUGAGGAGUGCCUUGAGAGACUUUGGAUUACCUGGCAGCCAACAGCUGCAGAUCCUGUUUGGACAUCCACAGACCUAUCUUUAUCAAAUGCCUUGGCACAGCACUAAAGAGAUAAUAAACCACUAAUGUGCCAUUCACUUUUUCUCUCUCCAA